Messenger RNA from Xyrichtys novacula (pearly razorfish), 26086 nucleotides. Lineage: Eukaryota; Metazoa; Chordata; Actinopteri; Labriformes; Labridae. The record is from the annotation of a GenBank genome assembly.
AUGGCGAACGAGUGUAACCGCAACAUAGUAGAAAAGUAUAUCUGCCACAAACUCUCCAAGAGGGGGUAUGAGUGGGGAUUCGAUGAUCGGGAUGAAGAUGCUGCGAACAACGGGUCAUUAGUUGCCCCUCCACCGACUCUGGUUCGCCGGUGCCGUGAAGCAAGCGCCGGGCCUGACAGCGAGAGCAUCCCCCACCUCUGCAAACGCCCCCCUCAGACCGACCCACACGCGGCCAUCCACAGAGUCCUCCGUGAGGCUGGAGAUGAACUUGAGAGACUGUACCAACCGGACUUCACGGAGAUGUCUCGGCAGCUGUAUCUCACCUCCACCACGGCGCAAAGGAGGUUCGCCGAGGUGAUAGACGAACUGUUCCGGGACGGGGUGAACUGGGGCCGGAUUAUCGCCUUUUUUGAGUUUGGGGGCACUGUAUGCGUGGAGUGCGUGUCCAAAGAGGAGAUGACAGCGCAGGUGGACAACAUCGCAGAGUGGAUGACAGAGUAUUUGAAUGGACCUCUGCACAGCUGGAUAGAAGAUAACGGUGGAUGGGUAGGUCUGAUUCCGUCUGCUUGAGCAGCUUUUGCAGCUGUGUGCCACGGGGGCGCACAAGUCCUCCAUUGCACUCGUUGAAAAGCUUUAAUCAGGAGGCUUCAUUCAGUCAGAAUUCAGAUAUUCGAGUAAGACGUAAUGAUUCAAGAGAGUGUAUCAUUGAAACCACAGCAGCACCUGACCAUGAGAAAUUUCACUAAAUGUUCCCUUCACGCACUACGGAGGAAACUGGCGAGAUGGACGGCCUCAAACUGGCCCUGAUCAGAUUGGAUGCUGGCCGUGGCUGUUAAACUAAAUUGACCAAUCAGAUUACGUUCUCUGUCACACCUCCCGACGCUCUAAGUAAGCCCCGCCCCUGUCUAACCGUAGAGCCAGUGGCUGCUGACAUAGAGUGGAGAGGACAGGCUGCUGCAAAUCCAGGGGGAAUUAAAGCUUAUAAAACCAGUAUUUAACGCAUCACACUGGAAGGAACUUAAUAGCAGCGUCACGAUUUCACCUCAGUUCAAAGCUUCUCCCUCCACUCAUCUCUGAUGUGAUUAACAGCUGUAGCAGGGUGGAGGAGGCCAGACACAUGUCAGUGUGGAGAAAACUAUUGAGAUAAUGUGUUGAGGCCUGUGGGCACUGCUGGGCAGGUGUUGGGGCCAUUUCUGUACACUUAUGUGACAUUCAAACUUCAAGUGCAAAUGCAUAAUGGCAUAUGGGUCAAUGACGUGACGCCUAAAUAUUCUGUCCGGCUGUAUCUUUUUUUUAAGUUAAAAAAGGUUUAAAUGCACAAAAAUAGGCUUUCUAUAUGUAGUAUCUCUCUCAUAUAUGUAGUCACUUAACUUUUCAAAAAUCAGGUCUUAUUUGUAAUUUUUCUGAACUUAAGAGUGUCAAAAUAUCAUGUGGUGCGACCAAUAACAUUAAUUGCAUUAAAUACAAACUAAUAUAUCUAAUUUCUGUCAAUGAAACAGUAAUACCUGAUACAAUAUGCUUAAGUGAAAGGUAGUUUUAAAUAUUUUUAUCAGUAUUAUGCAAUUUAAAGAAAAAAUUAGUCAGUUAACUACAUUUAAUAUGGGGACCGUGACAUUAUAGAGCUAAAAUGUGAGAUCAUUAUUCACAAAAACUCAAAUAAAAUGCAAACACUUUGUUUCUAUCUACAUGAUAUUACUGACAAUUUGUAAAAAACUAUUAAGUAUGUUGAAAAAAUUUAAUAAUUUUGAGAUAAAACACUAAAAUUGCGUACAUUUUUGUAUACACAACAUCCUUAGUGUUUGAACUUUUGCAAAAUAUAUUCUUAUUUUUGCUAUUUUAAAAUUGGCAUUUUUAAAAACCUUAUACGUCAUUGACCCAUAUACACUCUACCUUUGUGGACAUCACACAUAUAAGACUUAAAACAGAAACAUAUGUGUACAUUAACAUAUAAUUUCCAAAUUGCAACUCAACUUUUCUGUAGUUUGCUCUACUCAAAGCGAACGACCCAUUUUGCCAUAAAUUAUAUCCCAAUUAUCAGAGUGGUCCUUAAUGAGGGCAUAACAUUUGUACUGCUGGGUUUCUCUAGCCAGAAGCGAUCAGAAUUGGGGUGGGGGUGUCAUCAAUGAUUCAUAUUGAACAUUUCAUCUCAAAGGGAAGGACCGUUUAACAUUCCCCUUGAGUCUGCCCUGCCCCUGGAGGUGGCAGGUUGUGCCACAUAUCAAAGGAAAGCAACAGAGGGAGGGCCCUUCAGGAACACAGAGCACUAAUCUGCAGCCACUGUGUUUAACACCCAGCCCUCUGUGCAUCGUGGUUGGGACCCUUUUGUCUGCUUUUUUGAGACCUGUGCCUUGAAGCUGGCAUAUUCUGGGCUACUGAGAUGACUGCUGGAGGUCUCUGGAGCCUGUGCCAGUUGUCUGUGCAAUAAUGUAGGUCAUCAUAGUCUGUGUUUUCCAGCUGGGCGGAGAUAACUGCAUCUCUGCCCUUGUGCAUCCACUUUAGAGAGGGAGAAGAGUCUUUUAAUCCAAAGGAUUACUCUGGAUUAUUUGAAAGCGUAUGCUUCCACUUUGGGUCAUUUUGGUGGAUCUCUCUCCUCAGCACCUUAUCCUAAUUAUUUAGGCUCUAAUUGAUAUAAUCCAGAGUGUAUCAUUGACUGUCUUUUGAGAGUUCAUGUCUGAAACAGUUUGCACUGCAGCAUGAGCAGAUAAAAGUCUAACUGACUCUGGAGUUUAUUUAUAUAACCAUUUUAAUAACCUUCAGGUGGGGAAUUUCCUGAGAGGUGCGUGUUUAUGUCUGUGGGUGCGUGUGUUUCAGUCAUUACCUGACAUGGAGUAACUGUCACUGCAGGCACAGGGCUUUGUCUGUGCUGUUUGGCUUUUGGAAACGAGAUACUUUCCAAGUAACUGUUUGAAAUACAGAAAAAUCACUGAACAGAGCAUUACAUGUUCUGUUUGUCUUAUUUUCACUUAUUAAAAAUGCAAGUUUCAACAGUUUGUCUCUGCUCAAAGAAUCAAAAUUCAAUUUGGUUCAUUCAUUUACUUUGCAGGCCUCAUACUACUCAAGAGAGGCCUGUGAAAUACCUGUAAGUGGAGGCUACACUUUGCUUUUUGAGGGUGUUGGUAAAGUAAAUUCCCAGUAAAACAAAGGAAGUGACCUCAUUGUCCUCAAUAAAAGCUACAGCCUAGACAAUAGCUGCUACUGUUUAAAUAUAAUCUGGAAACCAAUCAGUGUUAGUCUGACAGCUUAUAGUGGAUUUUGAUUGAGGAUUUACAUCCAGUUUGGGGGCAUGCAUUUUGAGAUCACAUAUGAGGUCAUAAUAUUUUGUUAAUUUAAUCUACCUCUGGGAUCAGGAUACAACUUAUUUUGGAGCUCUUUUGGAUCAGAGGGAACAAUAAGGAACUUUAACAAACAGUUGAAAUAUUUUUUCAGACAGGUUAUUUUUUAUAGCUGUUGAAGUUGUCAACUUGCAAGAGGUGAGUUGUGUGUUUUGAACCCCCUUUAAAACAAAGGUGAGGCCUAAUCAACCUGUCACUGACACGGAGAGAGUGGCGUGGAAACAGCGCUCUAUCAGCCACCCUCUGUUUCCUGUUGUUUUUCAGACAACUUCGGCCCAAAAUAGGAGUGCCCACUAAUUGUUGUUGAGUCUAGGCAUCACCUGCGAGUCAAAUAUACUUUUAGUUAAACAAACUAUCUACCCUUUGGAAAUAACAAAGCAGUCGCUGUAUUUUUGAAACCCAGCUGAGGUCCAAACAGCUCCCAUUCUGCAAUGAUUACUUCCCACACGCCUGGAUGUAAAACACUGUCCUUUUCAUUGUCCUGGACACUCACAUUUCUCCACCUGAAUGAAUUAAUCCAUUGUGGUGGCAGAAAUUGCCCUCGUCAGGGGACCUUGGCGUUUAGGCUGCGGCCUCACCCGCACGUGGAGGUGCACCUGUGUUUGUUUACAAGCCUGUGCAGUAAAUACCAAGUGGUUGAACAAAGUGGCAGACGGCGGACUGACGUGUGAAAUUACACGCUUGACCUCAGACAUUUGACUGGCUGAGGGGGCGGCAGGGAGCGAAAUGCUAAAAUGUGCACAGCGGGGAAAAACAGCAGUUUCACAACUUUGGGGAGCUAAUUGAGAACUGCUCCGAAAUGGAUAUUAAGAAAGUUCACAUGAUGGAUAUGAUGUGGUUUUGUACACACACUGAAAAAUGUUCAAUCUUCUCCUGUUGAUGUCAGGCCGCUGUUGCACCAAUGUUUUGGUGGUUUUAUCCUUAUUAAAUGCUGCAUGUUAACCUGUUACUCUGCCAAACAUGGAAUUCAUAGGUGCUUCACAUCAGUAUAAAACACUGAUUGUAGCUCAGACAAGUUACAAAGGAACUCUGGUAACACUUUACUUGAUGUCUAUCUCUAUAACGCAUUUAAAUAUAUGUAUAAUGCGUUAUAAUCACUUUAUAGCACUGUAUAACUAUAGUUAUAAACACUCAUAAAUGAUCAUAAUGCUUUAAAGCAAUAAUCAUAACAUGAUAUAAAGCUAUAAAGAUAUUAUGCUUAUUGUUAUAAAGCCUUAUGAUAGUUAAUGAGUGUUUAUAAUGAUAGUUAUACAAGUUUAUAAGCAAAUUAUAACAAAUCAUAAUUAAUAGUCAGUGAGUUGUUAACAGUUGUAAUACAUUACAAUACAUGACCUUGCAAGUCAUGAUAAAAUGCUUUAUAAUGUGUUAUGAUUAUUGGUAUAAGGCAUUAUGAUCAUUUAUGAAUGUUUAUAGCUAUAGUUAUACAGUGCUAUAACAUGAUUAUAACACUAGAUACAUAUAUUUAUAAUGCGUUAUAGAGAUAGGCAUCAAGUAAAGUGUUACCGGAACUUAUUUACAUCAAUGUGUCAGCAGGUGAACAGAAGUAUUUUAGCUUUGCAGCUUUGCAUUGACACUAAUGUAUGCAAAACAUCAACAAUUAGCAUCUUGAUACUAGCAUUAGGCUCAACAGUUGUACGAAGCCGUUUGCAUGGCUUUAGAUGGGUCAUCUUAUCUAGUUAGUGAAUGACAGGAAGGAGUUAAACUCAUGUAAUGUUUAAACAGUUGGAUCAGGUGUCUGAGAAAUGCUGCUAGCUAGGUGGCCUAUUUCUCUAAGUGUCACAGGUGUGUGUGUGUUUGAGGACAAUUGUAAGUUGGCGCUUGGGUUGGGUCCAUCCUGUGGGAGAUUCCCUGAGCACAAUCUGCCUGUCCACGGGUGGGAUCUGCAUGUUGCUACAGUGUUGCGGGCAUCUGGCUGCGCCUCCCCCCUUCCCCUCUCCUCCUCCGUUUGUUGAGGCUGAGUGGAUGUGGGACAGAGAGGAAGUCAUUAAUCUCCAUAUAGAUGACAUGUUGGAGGAGAGGAGGAAAAAAAAACCCAAAUAAACGCCUUAUAAAGGUGGCACAUGCAGCCACUCAAAGGAAAGAAAUCCCGAUGAGAUCUCACUUACAUCCAAUUUGUGUCUCCUCCAUGCAAAUUUGAUGCAUGUAACACAACUCAGCACUGAGCACAUUUAUAUUUAGGAAGCAGUCAUGGAUAUUUUUGCCUUUGCUUUGAACCGUUCCCCUAACAAAAAGAAGCUUGUGUUGACAACGAAAGGAAUGGUAUAUUUGAGAACACAGCUCUCACUAUAGUGUAAUGAGCUCCAUAAAGUCUUGAUUGAUUUAUCCCCGCUGAGCCACAGAUCUUCUCUUUGUCGCUCAGCAUGCUGUCACUGUUGUUCCUUUUUUUUCAUCUGUUGAUUUGUUGUUGUUGCUAAUCAGUCCGGCCUCUCAGAAUAAGACUGUGGGAUGAACUUCACUCUUUGUUUCAAGCAAUCAGGAGAACGAAUGAUUACUCAUGCAAAUAGCAUUUAGGGUUUUUCCCUCCCGCCCACUUUUUUCUUUCCAAACAGAGGAAUAACAACAAAUUUUCAUUGCUGGAGAAAUGAAAAAUCUCAGCUGGAUGUCUUGAAAACAAUGUUAUCUCUCGACGUGGACCCUCAGCUGUGUAAUGGAGACUGUACAGCACAAAGGAGUCCAGUGUGGCAAGAGGCAGCCAAGAUUUCCCCCCUAUACUGUACCCCCUUUUGCUGCGCAGGCCUCGGUCGCUCACCAUCUGCCACUGUGUAUACACCCAUCAGCCCGGCAACUGUAAUCUCAGAAACAUUUCCUACAGACACAGGCAGCUCAGUGCCCAAACCCCCUGAAUCAGCAUGACGUGAAUACUUUCUUGUAGGACCAGGUUUUGAAAGAUCUUAACUCUCGCUGUGCUGUAUGGGUCUCAGCUGAGAGGACAAAAGCCUUUGUUCCAAAUAUUCAGUCCUGUCAGUGGAAAAAUGAGCAACUUUAAUCACCUAAUAAACUUCAGGUGGUGCAGUUUAAAGGACCAUAAAGAGACUACUCUGGUCAGUUUUUAUGCCGAGAUCACUGGUGUGAAUCAUAGACAUGAAAGAAGUAGAAAGUUGACCGUACAAAUGACAGAAUUUUAUUGGAAAAAGUAAUAGGAUUAGUUUUUCAAUGCUCGGUAAAUGACAUAUUUGUGUGAAUUAAAGCAGAACUGCUAUAUUUUAGCAGGAAGAGAAAAAGCUUGUUUGCAUAGUUGGCAGCAGAAGCUGAACUGCUAGGAUGGAAAGUUAGAGGGUUGGAUCAAAUAUCUCAUUUUAGUAAAAAAAAAAAAAAAAAAGGUCAGUGCAUCUCAAAGAGGAGAAGUAAUGUUGGCAAAGCAAAAGGAACAGAAAACCAUUCAUUUCCUAUUUUGUCUCUCUCUCUCUCUGUCCCCACUUCCUUUUAAAAAGGGGAGGUAGAGCAUACAGCCUUCUCAGACAGAGUUAGCUCAAGCUCAGAAGGGCCUCCUUAUUUAGCUUCUUCCCCUUUUCUCUGUUUUCCUCUGUCUCCUCUUACCCCUUAUUAGAGUGGCGCAUCAGGGGAGAAGUAUGGCGUACCCAGACCUUCCCAUUCUUCAUUCUGACAUCUUUCUACAUACAUUUCUCUUCAUUUUUACUCCUCUGUUCUCGUUUUUGUUGCGUGGGUAUGGUGGGAGGCGGUUCUAGCACGACUGGAGCUAUAACUAUUCAGCCUCCCAGAGGUGUCGUGGGCCUAACUUAACAAAGAGAGAUGUCCACUUGAGAAUCCCAGUGACUUACCGGCUCUCACUGUCCAUCUAUCCUCAUCUAUCUCUUUAUCUGGACUGUGGGGUACAUUAGGGGCCAUGUGGUGGUCUCUGCAAUUUAUCAAUAGAGAAUAUAAGAAGACUAGAUUAGCCGGGCUUGUAGCUGAGCUCUUAUCCACGUCAUUGGAGCACAAGCCUGUUUAUUUCUAAUUUAUUGACUUAAAUUGUGGUGGAAUAGCUGAUUUUAGAUCUGUCUGUGGUUUAGUAUCUUUUCGCAACAUCUUUACUUCCCUGGUUUACAGCUUUCCACCACAUUGAAUAACAAACAUGAGGUUUUGUUGCAGCUGAAACAGCCCGAUGAAUAAUUUACCUUUUUUAUUCAAAAUUUGGGCUUCAAGUCUUGUAUUUCCUGACAAUAAAAUCAAGUUGAUCCUCAAACAGUAGACAUGCUGUCAGUGUUAAUUAUAGAAAAGGCCGGUCUCAUGAAAACAGAGUAACACACUGUCUCUCAAAAGCUCAAUUCACCCAAACAGAAGGUUUUUUUUUUCAUACUUUUGACUGGAAAGUAAGGUCAGGCAUUCUGUUUGAUGUCUCGACAUGACACUCCUUCUUUUAUGUCAUGUUUACACCAUCUUUACCAUUCCUCACAUGCCGAGCAUUCGUGAACACGCCAGACGUGUGCACCGUCUGUUUCAGUAGGUAAUCCCAGCUACACAAUAAGCAAAGAAAUGUGUCUCUGUAACAGUGUCUGGAGAAUAAUUUUGGUGUUUUGUGGGUGGUGUCCCCGUUUCCACGACCUUGCUCCUCCCUGGAGACCCUCCACCCUGUCCUGUACGCAUAUUUCUGGUCCUCCUCAGGAGAGCUGGAGGAAUGUCUGCGGGGGAACGGUGACUGUAAAUAAAUAAUGGAGACGACCUGGGUGUUUCUUUCCUUCCUCGCUUGAGAAGGGUGUGUGUGUGUGGAUUUGCUGUUGGACGAUCAUGUUAGCUAAGCUUGGUUCGUUCAGGAAACACUCUGGGCUAUUUGCAUUCUGACGUAUGCCUGUAGUUUCUGUUUGUUUACUUGGAAAAAUACUCCUCAUGGAGGCCUCUAGGACAUAUGUUAGCCAACAGAUUUGCGGUUUUGAAUUCAGCCGUAUGAUUGAGUUUAUUUUUGUUAUAAUGCUCAAAUCAUUAAUCACAUCAACCUGCUGUUUCCCUGUUUCAUGAGGGACACGUGCCUGGGCUGUUUAAAAGCUCCAUUAUCCCAGUCAGAACUCACACUGAUGAAUAAUAUAUGGAGCAGAUAAACUCGGACACUAAAUGGAUGUCCCUCAAGAGCAACCCCAUAGGCUGUCUUCUUUACCUCUUCGUUUCACUCUUCUCUCUCUUCUCUCACCCUCUUCCUCCUCCAAAGAUAUACUCAUUUGCACACAUCCACGUGUUCAAUCCCUUCAAAGACGACAAGCGAAUACCCUGGGACUUGGCUUUUAGUGUCAGGUAACGCUCCGGAUUCUUGAAAAAUGCAGGGACAUGUGAGAGGGCCUCUAAAUUUAGAAGCGUUGCCAUCACUGCUCUUGUGUGGUCCUCUAAUUGUCACGUUACCCAGAAAUCCCUUUCCUGUUUGCUACUGUGCAAUCAUAGUGUUCACAUCGCAAACCUGCCGCCACUCUGCAUGAAAAAAAAAACUCCUAAUGAAUCAUUUGAGAGGGAGGAUAAAAGAGUUUUCUACCUUUUUCCUGUCAUGGUGGGAGCCUGAUAAUGAGGAGCCUACUGAGACAUUAGUUGACUUUGCCAAUGGGCACGCCCUUGUAAGCUGCGCAGAAUAUCAAUAUAGGGCAAGGUUAAACAGUUCCUCCUAUUGUCUCACUACUGUAGAUAUUUUUGGGACAAGCCCCCAUAAGGCUUUUAAAAGAGAUUUAAUAAUCUCAAUUAAUUUCUAGAGCAACAAACGCUGCUGCUGUUUCAAAUGCAUAUGGGAGCGUCUCAAAAAUAGCUUUCUUUUUUCACAGAGAGGGAGCCUGUUGCAUACAUAGCAUAACCUGAAUGAUUCUUCAAGGGUAUUAAAUCACACAAACAAGCAUUGUCCUUUCUUACCCGCUUUCAUUGACGGUUUUAACUUGAGCUCUUUCCUGCUAAAGAAUUGGUCCGAGUGCCAAUGUCAACAUGGAGAUUUGAAGAAUUUCCCAGGAACCAGCAGCACUGGUUUUCGGAGGAAAUACUGAUAAUAGAAACGUUUGAACACAUCCCUUUUUUAUGUCGGUUGAGCUCUGGUUAUUUUUACUACCAAAUUUGUGUUCAUAUAAAAUAAAACAAGCUGCACAGACAACAUUUUCAUAUCGUCAUGAUAGUGAAUCGCCUGUUGGCCAUUCAUACACCUAAGAUAGCAACAUUAGAAUUUAAUUUAACUAAUGAUUCUGGCCUUUUAGACAAUUUCAGACACUUUAUGUGUGAUGACUCUAGAACAUAUGGAAAGUUCACUUUCUGAAUCAAAUGAACUUUUUCAGGACAGUUUAACUUCUGAGGAUAUAAUUGGUGACAUCCACAAAGUCAACAAACUUUGUCUGUUGACAUGCUCCAACCAGUUUCUGUCCCUUUUUUUCUCAGCAAAUACCUAACUUGUGAUAAGACUCUUUAAAGGAACCAAAUAACAAAAAGUUGCAGGUUGUAAAUCAAAACAAGGAGCUACAAGAUGCUAAAACACCAUGCAGGGCAUAGAGAAGCCGCAGAGUCAGUUAUUAGUUACAAUACGAACUAUUGCAGUGUCAAAAAAGGGAAACUGUUCUUGAUGUGUUGUGUUAGUUGACCCUUUACAGUUUAGAGAGUUAAUAUGCUCACACAGACAGACAAACACAGAAGCGGAUGUACUGGUGCAAAUCAGUUAUUUGCAGUCCACGAAAUGGCUGUGUACACACACACAGACACACACACACACAUAUGCAUACACAUUUAUAGCGUGGCACAUCAGCAUGUACACACAGAAGCGGAUGUGGUGGUGUGAAUCAAUAAUGCUGUGUUGUCACAGGGUGACAUGUGAGCCAUGGCAGGGAGCAGAUGGCCCCAGGGUGCCUUGCUUCCUGUUAGUCGUGCCAUUCAACCUCAACACACACAGGCAUGCACACACACAUGAACACACACACACACAGACUACCAUCUCUGCUGGGAUUUCCUGGUGCAACUAGCCACAGCACUGGCCAUUAACAAACAGCAGCAUGCCAUUAUUGGCUUUUCUCCGAAAUGCUGAGUAUAUGCCCCCCCUUCAAAAUAAAACGAACAAAAAAAAAAGAAGCAGCCCCAUAAUGCUAAAUAGAUUUCUCUGCCCUGUCCAUGGAGGUCUGGGGUAAAUAAGUCUUUGGACCCCUCCCCAAUGAGAGUUUUUGCCAGCAGAGCAAACAGCCCUCUGGAAAUCUGAUCUGUUCCAGUGGACACUGAGUGAGGUCAGCCAUCGCCUGGAUAUCACUCUGACAAUGUCGUAUUGAUUGUGCAUUUCCAUCGGUUUGUGCCAGUGUCUCAUUGCUCAGACUCAAUUAACACAGUGAACUGGUGGCUGUAAAUGUUCAGCUGCGUUAUGAAGGUGAUUUAUUGAAACUCGUGAUGUAGGAGAAAGCAUCUCAGUGGAAGACCUUGGCGAGAUGUUUUAGCAGUUUAAUGUUGAUACUGAGAGCUCUUGCCCUCUGGUAAAUCUCUCCCAGCAGCACCACCCUGUUGGCAGUCACCUUUGACGGCGACUGAUUGGGUUUGAAGUACAGAGAAAACUAUGCGACCCUGGCGUUUGAAGAUAAAAGCUCUGCCAAGGGUACGUUGCUGCAGCUACAUUGUGUUUCAGGGGUUUCAGAAAACUCCCUGCCGUCGUGAACUCUUGACAUCCGCCAAAAUCUACAACCAAAUCCUGUCAGGGGAGCAGACAUUCUGCGGCUGUAUAUGUAUGUAACCCCUGCUGUUUCCUGAGAGCACCCUGACAAGGAUCGCUUGCCAACAGGGGCAUACCCAGUUUUAAUAGUGUUACGUUACAUCAAUGUACUGCCUUUAAUUGGGUGUUGGAUUGUCAUUACAACCUCAAAUAAUGAUGGAUCCCUCAAGGAAAACAUGCAGUAUCGAAUCUUGACACAUGGCAGUGAUUCCUUUUCUUCUCAGGUAUUUUAUUUUACACUUUUUGGUAUUUUUUGACAAUGUUACUGUGUAUGUUCUCCGAAUGUAAUCAUCUUAUGACUUGUAGGGCAAUUUUUUUAUGACGCCUGGAUUCAGUAAUGUCAGGCGCCUCUUUUUUUUUCUUUAUAGAAGAGUGUUAACUUUGACAUGUCUAGACGAGUCUCUAGUGGGCAAAUUUAACCACCAGACGUUUAAUUAACUCUGCAAAUUGACCCAUAAAGUGCUUCAUUUAUCUUUCACAUUUUGUGGCUCUUUGUGCUGUAAAAGCUGUAAAAUAAAGAGCCCCUUAAGUAUGCAUUUUCUCUACUUUAAUCUACAUGUAUUUGACCUUUGAUAAUCACAGUGUCAAAUUAUCAGCCAGUUUUGCAAACUCAUUUUCUGAUACCACCCAAUCCAUCACGACAGGCAACCAGAUCCCCUUGACCUUCAAUGUCUCCAGAUUUGAAUUAAUGUGAGUCCAAAUUCUUGCACUCCAGGGAGGACAUUGCAUGGGUUAAAAAAUAUAUUCCUGGAUGAAAUACCUGGACUUCACAAGGUGUCUUUGAUCAGGCGGUGAGGCUAACAGGGUUUAGGAGGAGGAGAUUGAAAGCCAAGCAAGCAGAGACAGCUUAUAUGGUGAGAAACAGGCAGCCAGGUCCUUCUUCCUGCCACAUGGGCUGCAGCGAGGUCGAGACUAGCUGGGUAAUUGCUGGAAAAAAAAAAGAGAACGGAUGGUUGGCAAAAUGGGAUAAGGCCACCAGAGUUGAAAGACCAAAGCAACACGGAGCAAGCGAAGUAACGUGUUUUGAUUGGAGUUCACGCUGUAGGAGUUUGACGUCAGGAGUAAACAUAGAUUAGCUCACUCACGUUGUAGACAUUUAUGGAGCAAAGUUGGAUGAAGUUGCCUGUUAAAGUCAUCUGACCAAACCAUCAUCUGAUUCUCAGCUGAUCCAUCUGCUGACUUGGAAGGUGGAGGAAUUUAGUUGUGAAACCUCCACAUAGGCAUUAAAUAGCACAGACAGAAGAAUUUAAAAAAAGCACCUGCAGCUAAAUUUACUAUAUGGAUGCAUGUUUUCUGUGUGAUUCAGGUCUCUAUUUAAGGCGGUGUGUUUUUAAAAUUCACCAUAUAGCAGAAGUCAAGGCCACUCUCUCACUGAAUACCAAUAAAGACAUUUCUGGGACUAUUCCGCCGAGAAAAAGCUAAAAAAGAAACCCCCCUCCUCUAUUAUGAAACUGCCGUGCCUUAUUAGCUUUCUGCACAUUUUCACUCCAGACCUUCAGCGUCACAAUAGGCAUACUGAUUAUCAUUCAUCAGGUAGCCUGUGCUUGUUUCCUUUUGCUCUCUCUGCAUACAGACAGGGAAGGUCACACAGCUUCGAGUGAGCCAUCCUGCUCCACAUAGUUCAAACAAUCAGACCUUUUAAAAGCCCAGCAUGGCUCUCUCCAGGGUCACAACUGAACUCGGACCAAAGAAUAAAUGGAUCAGGAGUAGAAGCUGCCUUUUGAACUGCUAGGUUGGGAUUUAAUUACAUCUAUCAACCGCUAAGGAGGAAUUAAAUGUAGUUAUAUAAUACAUAAUGAACGUAUGAGGAGUUGCUUUGUUUCUUUCAGUCCACUUGGUUAUCUCAAGGUUGGUUCCUCCUUAUAUCUGGCCCCUCUCAAGCUCACACAGUGCAGUUGUUUGUCUGUGCACAUCAAUGCAUUCCUCUCAUUCCUCUCCCCCCUGGAUGAAAAUCAGCUGGUUGCCUGAGAGAGGUCGUUGAACUUUUCUCCAUGCAGUGUUCCCAGCCUGAGAGCGGAGACAAGGAGAGGGGGGAGGGCAGAGCAGAGCGAGGAGGAGGAGAACGUCUGAGUUCAUUCCUGAGAUUGCUUUUAAUAAGUGAGCAAAAUCUAGACUGUGGAUUUAUGAUUUCUCAGCCCUAAGUUCAGUUGUGUAAGAAUAAAUAUCGGGUCCCUCCUCCUUCUUGUUUUGAAUGACCUCAUCUUCUGCACGGGAUUUGUGACUCAAGUCACACAUUUAGACCCUCUUUCCUUGUUUGUGUUUGUCUUCCCAAACAGAACUGACUUACAAAAAAUAUUCAGAGCCUCGGGUUUAACUUUUAUUUCAUGUUUUUUAAGGCAAAAUCUCAAAAAGUGGACUUAACAACAGUGUAUAAUUCAGUGUGAUAAAUGAGGUGAGAGGGAAACAUCCUGUAGCAAACACUUGAAGAUUUGAAGAUGAAAAUUUUAAAAUAAUUACAACAAAUGUUAUCUCAACAAAAAGAGCUGGUCUAGACCGUACUCUUCAUGACAUUGACAAUAAUCCAUUGUAAAGAUGGGAUAAGACUGAGUCUCAUCUUGUAAGAUCAAACUGACUCCAACUCAACUACAGUGGGAGUGUACCACUUGAGCAACUAUUUGGAGAGGAAAGAGUUUCUUUUAACAGGCAGAAACCUUGAACAGAACCAGACUCAUGUUACACAGUCAUCGGCUGAUACUGCAUUGCGAUGAGAAAGGAGAUAGAAGGAGAUGGAGAAAGAAAAAGAUGGACAGAGAUAAACAAAAAUCACAAUAAUACUUUAAGAUGUAUGGUUUCAAGGCCAGAGAUUAUGGAACAAGUCUGUGUACUAUUUACAGGAACAGCAUGCUCAUGAUAGUAGACUGAUCUUAGUUUGUGUAAUGACAAAUAGAAUCAACAGGUCUUUAGUAAAAGCAUAGCAGUGAUAGCGUCAUAGACUGUAUAUAGAAUGGACAGUGUCUGCCUCCAUGCUGGGUGAAGCCACCCCGAGAACAGCGUACUCUGGUGACGGGCUGCAGUAUAGGUCAUAAAUCCCGCCUCCUCUAGCAAUCCCUAUGGGGCUGUGAACAAAUUUUCUCCCCCCUGGUUGCAGUGUUGACAUGUAGUUAUUGUAAGACUGGUUUGUGCUCAAGUCCUCUUUUUUUCUGUACAGCUCCAUUUUUAAAAGUUAUUUGGAUGUUCAUGUUUUCUAUGAUUGACACCUGAUACAGCCUAUGGGAGUACAAAGAUUGCAUAGCUCACCCAGGGGAUACGCAGUUUGAGCCAAGCAUCAUCACAGCGACUCUCCCACCGAAUGCAUACAAUCCUACUGCGAAAGUGGUGGAGUGCGUACAACGCUACUGCACAAUGUUGGUUUCAGAAAGUGGAGAAAAAAACGCAGAAAUACCGAGAGCUUUUCAGCUUCAAAUCUGUAUACUGGCGAAAGGCGGAACCAAGUUGUCCGUAGUAUAUACAGUCUUUAGAUAGCAUUCAUGAUAUAGUUCAUUAUAUUUGAGUGUAGUUGAAUAUUAGCUUAUAAAAAUGGUGAAACUGACUAAUAAAUUAACAGUAGCUUUGUAACGGGGCUAAAACUGGUAGGACUGGUGCAUGUAGUUAAAGCGACCCUGAAAAGCAGGCCACAGGUCCACAGCAGCAGGACGUCUGCCGUGGCGACCCACAGUGAGGCUGUGGUUAGACACUUUAAUGGGACAUGAUGAAUCAGUUUCUAUUGUCAAUCCGACUGGGUUAUAAAUACUGCUGUUUGAAAAUUGGAGAGCAAGAAAUUCAUCAUCAUUGAAGCAGAAGUGGGUGAUGUCAUUCAUGAAAUCUCACCCGUCUGAAAGGUCACUGUCAAGUCUUGAUACUGAACAUGAACUUUCCCCUCAACUUACUUAAGACCACUUGAUCACAAGGAUGGCAGCAUGACUGUCUGGCAGCAAAACUGAUGACUUUAUUGUUCCAGCCACAGAUAGCUAAUUCGUGAGCAGCGUCAACAAGUUUCUGCCGGUGUUGUCUGCGGUUUGAAACCAUGUCAGGAUGAAUAUGUAAUAUGUUUAAACGCCUGGAGUUGCAGUCUGUGCUUUUGGCUUUGCAUUAGUUGUGAAUUGGCUGUGCAUUUGCCGUUUGUGCAAUUAUACCUGAAGUUAAUUUUGUUGUGGAAGAUGUGAAAACAAACAAAAAAAGUGCUUUUAAUCUCUUUGUCCAACCCCCUAAUAGAUAGCAGCAUCUACAGGCAUGGAAAAAAUCCAUACAGGGAUAACCAGUCCAUUCUCUGGUGGUUAUCUAUCACUGGUUAUGUAGUUUAAUCUCAGUUAACCCUGUUUCAUAACCAGCGAUAAUCUCCUCACAGGUGCUAUCAGUAUUGUACUUGAGUAAAUGUGCGUAGUUACUAUCACAGGCGGUAAAUGUCCUCCCUUUGACUUCUCAAUGUGCCUUCCUUACUCCCCACUUCAAAGGUGUUCCUCAGGGAACCUCACUACAAACACUCGGUUGUUUUCUCCGGCAUUAUCGGACAUCUGAGCUCCUCGAUGUGCUCUCAACAUGCCCUCAUCCAGACUGUGGCCUCUCUCAUUUACAUGGCUAACAUGGAGAACACUACUGAACCUGAAACCUGGCCUCUGUGAGCUCCAAUCACAUAAACUGCUCCAAUAUCUUGUUGCCAAAACUGGCGAGCUUUCAUUCAGCCGUCGAACUCUGCCGUUUGAAAGAGGAGACUUUGAAAGGCGACUGGCUUUGAUGUUCUAAUACUUUCUGCCUCCCUGACAUGUUUUAUUCUUUAUUAGAUGAUAUUACUCUUGAUUUGUUUGGCGGUACUUUCUAAAUUACAGGGGCUCCUUCAAAGGACGAACUAUAGCAGGCCUGCUUUUUCUGAUCAUAAAAGUUGCCUGGGAUUUAGGAGUCAGUUAAUGGUUCAAAACAAACAGAAAUCUCUUAGUUACAGUGUCUAACCAACCAUAGCUCUCCCACCCCCACCCUUUCUCCACGGCAUUAGUAUGACUACAUGUUUGGCUUGCCUUGAGACUCUCUUAGUUACCCGCACAGAAUCUGUGAUUUAACCAUACUUGGCUGUGUCACAGAGAAACCGUGGUCUUAAAACCAGACGGUGAUGUCAUCCCCACAGCAUCUGGCACAGGAAGUGACUUAACGGCAACUGAACUGUCAAGCUCCUUUACAAAGACUUCCCCAAUCACUGCUGCCUCAAAAAGUAGCUCUUUGAACAUCGGGAUUGUGUCAUUCGGUUACAUGAGGGCUCGGAAACAAAAGCACAUUGACGCAGUGGAACAGCUGAAUGCUUCGUUUCAAGUAAAACCAAAACAAAGUGACUUCAUUUCAAGCCCAGAACAAUCAGACUGCACAUGAAGCAAGCUGCAGAUGGUGCUCCCACACAUUUCAUUCAUUAUAUCGGGUACACUGGUCAUUUCUGGCUCACAUCAUUCGGUCUAUUUUCAGCUCCACUGCAUUUGUGCUUGUGGUUGUGUGGUCUAAAGGUCAGCGGGGGUCAUCGAAUAUGACUUUAAAAGCUUGAAGCAGUGUGCCGCCCCUGUUUCAGGAAAUUAGUCCUUCCCAUAGGCCCUGUUUGUCACAGAAGAAGCAACAGGCCACCUGGGAAUCUGCCGGUUCCCACGGUCUUUAUCAGAGGUCUCUAUCUGUCCCAAUCAAGCAGUGAAGUGUAGCUAUGAGGGGGGAUCCCACGCUCCGUUUUUUAUCAAUACAGGAAGUGUGCCGGUUGUUGCGAACAGCACUCCAGCGCUGAUUUAAAGCUGUUUUAUCAGGGGUUUGAAAUGUGAAAGUUUUCCUCUUGUGUUUAAUCAUUAACCCAAACUGCAGAGUGAAUGUGAAGCCUUUUCGUCCUCUUAAGUGCCUCUACGAGUUUUAAAUGCCACAGAGUACUUUAAUUCACCAAGUGGCUCUUUAUACAAGUGUCCUUGCAAAUUCUUGUGUGUAGAAUUCAAAUGGAAUGACAUCAAAUGAAGGGUUUCGCACGAUUAUCUUUGGCUUUGGCGGGUUUACAUGAAUUUCCAAAGCCGCGAAGACGUCAUGGGAACAGUGGAUGCGAUGUGCGGUGUUUCAUAGGAGAGAACGCAGGGCUAUUAGACAUCGGAGUGGCUGACAUCCUGUCUUUACUGAAAAGCCACUCAAGCCAGGUUUAAUGCACUCUAAAUACACCAGCGUGCGUGAUGACUCAGCGGCCCCUUUUUUCCUUUCCCUACCUCUGGUUUUGCACGUCAUGGUUGGCCUUUUAAAAUCUGGCUGAGUGGCAGAGAGGAGACUUGUUUGAUUAGAUCCUGUAGCCCUGAACCAGGAGCCCAGAUGGAACGUCUUGAUAUUUUUAGCAACACUACAGUCUUGCCGCUUCUGUCCUGUUUUACUAUUGUCACUUCCUCCUCCGCUCAGGGGCCGGAUGGGCUCAGUGCAGACAUCCCCAGAUGAGGCAGACAUCCUCUUUCAGCUGCAUUGUCUCUGUGUGAGAAAGCCAUUGUGCCAAUUUUGGGCAGCUGUGAAGGAUUUUUGGACUCAAUUGUACAGGCUGAAAUAGGUUUCAAGGUGAAAAUCAGAGCCAAGAAAUGAGAUACUGAGAUUAAUCGUAAAGGAAAAGGUUUCUUUUUCCUUUGAUGUCUCUUGCAUGCAGAAGUGUGAUUGUAAGUGAUACACUCUGAGCUACAGAAAGGUGUACGGAGGGGAGAGCGAGUGAAAGCAGAGCAAACCCAGUCUGCGUCCGUCCACUCAGAGGCUGCAAGGUCAGCCAGAGCUUCAUUUCAUGUUUGGAUCAAAGCUGGUCAAUACAAUUCAAUAGGCUCAGUGAGAAUAAAGGGGCUGUAAGGAUUAAAUAAGCACUCAGUCAAGGUUAAGUGAAAGAUCUGAAAUGUUUGUACUCUCAGAAAACUGCACAAAUUGGAUGGUUUAACUCCAGUGGUUCUCCUCCUCCUCCUGCCCCUUUGAUGGGAUAAAAAAAACAAGUGGAGCGUUAUUCAUUUCCAAAGAAACCAAAGUCUCCUGUGUAAAGUUACAGUCCUCAUUUAUCUACUGGUUCAGACAAUGAAAAAUGGAGACAAUAAAAAUACGCAGAGUGUCAUGAGGAGUGUGGGUGAUUUACUGGCGAUCACGUUUCUUGUUCCAGUAGAGCAGGCUCACUCCCACGGGAGAGUGCGCUGUUUUGUAAACACACAAAUGCUGCCGCCGCUGACGGAAAUUUGAAUAUUUAUGAGCCUUAAGGGUAGGAUCCAGCACCGUCAAAGAUGUUCUUUCCUUUACAGACGAGUUCAAUGAAUGUACAUUCACAAGUAUGAAACCUGAGUCUUUAAUAGAAAACCAAAGGGAGAGCAAAUUAAAAAAGGUUUCCUGUUUCUUCUGAUUCAAGUCAGGACUUUCUUUCUGUUCUCUUUUUAUUACACAGACUGACAUUUAACCAAAGACUUGACAUUUUCGAGCAAUUAGAAGGGUGUUAUUGUAGUGGGCGGGGAAUUUAUAGGCCUGUGUUAAAAAUAAGGCGUUUUUUAAAGGCUGUUAAGUGUCAAUGAACUUUCUCCAUGGCUACUCAUGAUUCAACCUAUAAAGAUGGACAAUCCUGUUUUCACUGGUAAGAGCUGAAUGUCUCCCAGCAGCUCAGUGCACCUAUUAAAAAAAGGUGAACAAAGACAUAUACAUAGUCUAAUCCGGUUGCUGAUCUUUUAUAUGCUUUUGCUGCGUCAAUUGAUUUUGCAGAACAUCAAUACCACCACACUGAACUUCUGAAACAGCCCCAGAACAAAGAUCCGCUUCUGCAUCCCACUGUGAAACAAAGUGAAAAAGGUGUCCUAGCAUGCAACCAGCAACUUCAAAAGGUCAUGUGGUUAACCACUUUUUGAUGGGAUAAGUUACUUCCUGGAGUCACUGCUUGUCUGGGGAACCGGUUAAGUAGAGCAUGUUAAAGAAUGAUAUAAAGAAUGACAGAAAUACAUAAGCAUCUGAUAGAGCCAGUACAUUAAUAAGUUUUGGCAAUCUUGUACCAGCUGCAAAAUGGUACCUGGAUAAUUUCUGUUAUUCAGUGCGUUUACAUGCACAACUUGAUCAGACUAAGCUCGAAUUAUUGACGUGAACGUGUCCUCCUCCCCAAAACUAGGGGGCGAUAUGGGUCUUUUCAGCAGCACUGUUUCCGGACCUUUUUUAAAGAUGUCUCUGUUCCUCGUUUUGCGACUGUCCAUAUACUUUAUAAUGUCCAUUUCUGUCAGGACGGAAAGCAAAACGGCGCUCUCCUCGUCGUUCCAAAAGUGGACAUUUUUUCAUGCUUCAGUCAUGUUGCUGAUGCUUCUGAGUCAAAAGUUCUUUAAAUGAUAGUGACACUUCUUCUCUGGUGUUUUUGUACACAUGCACACAUGCAUUGUCCGAUUAUACUACGACUACGCUGUUUACAUGGUGGAGUAAAUCGAAUUUCAAUCGCAUUAUCUGGGUGUCUUAAUCAGAGUUCUCAGACCCCAAUCGGAGUUCUUGAACUCUGAUUAUAGUCAGACUAAGGUGUUUAAAUUCACUUCAGUUGUCCGGUCUUAAUCGGAGUGAGGCAAUAAUUCGGUUUUCUCGAGUGUCAUGUAAACGUACAGAUGGAUUGAGGCCUGAGCUCGGUACGUAUGUAUUUUAAAACAAAGGCUCCUCUAAGGGUUUAUUUUCCAGGCUUGUAGCUUUUUGACCCAUUCUCUGUCACUUCGGUAUGAGGCUAUUGUUUCCAAGGGUUGCAUUAUUUUCCCAGUGUAGUGAAGGGCUCAGUGUCCUCAGCUCCAAGCUGUUGGGCAGUGCUGACACACAGGGAUUCACCGGAUAAUGAGAAAGCCAACAAACUCCUCCGUCAUCUCAUUUUUGCCAGACAAGUCAAUGGAUGACACUCCUGAGAUUCAAUCGAGCCUGACCUUGCUUCCAGACAAGAGCUUCACCUAUUGUGUCUGGGGAGGAUUCCUUUUUUCAUCACAGCUGCAUUAAAAGCAGAUCGAUUGUAAAGGACAUUAAUGCCGUCCUUGCAUUUUUCUCUCUUACAGCCAUUACUCCUCCUCAGCUCAAGAAAAGAGAAUUUUGUUUGACUUUAAUGAGCUGCCGAGGAGUCGGCAAGAUGCUCAUUAGGAAAUCAAAGAGGGGCGGCAGCGGCAGCAUUUGCAAUAUAAUCAGUGCAUUACUACGUGGAUGUUUAGGAAAUAAACAGAGCGUAUAGGGAGAGGCUCGGUUCAGAGGUGAAUAUAGCAGCGGAGCCACAAAAGGGACUUUAAUUACAAGUUGAACUUUAACCCACAUCCCUUUCUCUCAGUCUUGGUCUUCCCGCAAUUACCCACAGAAACAUCCCAAAACAGAGAUGACGGCCCUAAUCAUUUUCACUGUUUCGGCAAAAGCGCAGCUCGGGGUUUAACUAACCAGCCAAGCGCAGAAGAUGACUCAUUAUCUCCCACAUAAGUUGAGGUAUCAUUCCCAGUGGUGCAGGGAUACCCAAAGGAACUAGCGGAUGUUUGGUAUUUCCUGUUACCCUUAAGAUAGUGUAAGGCAUCCAAGGAAGACAACGCUGAAAAAUCUCUUUGUUUCCAUGCGAAAGACGCUGAGCAAAAACCCAGAGGUCCAAAUCAUGAGAAAAACAAAUCAGGGGUCGAGGACAGUCCCUCUCCCGCUGGUGGGAAAAGCAAAUCAUGUGUGAAGCUUCCAGCUCGGGUAACCAUGACACUCGGGCAGAAAGUUGCCACCCCAUGGCUGAGUGCUGGAUCCUCUCAAGUCCUCGCUGUUGAAUCUCUACUCUGUAUGUGUGUGUCUCUAAGGGAUUCAUUGUGUGCAGUAAAAACGAAGGAAAGCGAGUGUGUAAACCCGGCUAGGCAUUUUCCCAUUGGGUUCUCAGCUUCUGUAGGGCGGCUGUGACCUUUAAAAAGCCAUUGAUCCAAAGAAUGAAUACUGUAGAGAACUGCUGCCUAGACUUUAUUUCCCAGAUGCACACCUGCUGCUGGUGGCAGGUGGUUUGCUUCGGGCAAUGAGAUGAGUUUUUGAGGAUUAUGGAGUCUUUUGUUGAUGUGAUGAAUUGUCCUUUCCUUCCCCUGACAACCUUCAAUGUUCUCCUUUGCAAGCUGCUUAUUAUUAUUUUUCUUUUUCAUAAAAAAAUGUCAAUAGAGGAGGAGGAAGAGGUAGAAAGAGGACAGGAAAGAAAAAUAGAGAUUUUUUUUUUCUCACAUGUUAGUGGAAGCACUUCUUAGUAACGUGUGGGUGAAAAAGUUCCCUGUCCUGAAGUAGAGCAUGCCUCAGUCUCAUGAUAUCCACCUGACACCCUCCUUCCCUCCCGCCCUCGCUCUUCUAUCUCUAUUUCCCGGCUCUCCCCUGGGUCACUCUGGAGUUAUUACCGUCCGUGGCCCAGUGGGAUUCUUUUAAACAUCCAUCACCGCUCUUACAAACCUCUUACUGUAAUUGGCCCACUUUUGUUUCAGACUUAAAUAGAUGAUAAUCUAUGCCGACUGUCUGGGACAUAUUGAGGACACACAUCAUGAGUUUGCCAUUUUGAGGGGCCGUGCUAGCGGUCAGUCACAUGUACUUGCUGCUGGACACAGUGACUGGUUUUAGUUGUUGCCUCAGCAAACUGUGAUUUUCCUGGAGUAGGUGGAAAAAAAAAAAAGAUGGAGGGUGUGUUUUUGCCAACUAACACAUUCACUGCAGCGGGAGGUCUGACUGAGAGGCUUGUUCUCUAAUUAGUACCUGGAUCCUGGGUUUCUUUGCUGAAAAGUAGCCUCUGUUCAGAGUACUUUAUUUAUUUAUUUACAUUGGAUACCCAUUAGCCAUGCAAGAAACAAGGGAUGUCAGAAUCAGCUAGCCAGCAACUUUGCUCCAAAAUGAAACCCCCUUACAAGCUGAUAGACUGCUGCCCAAUUCAUCUAUCAAGUCAAAAUGUGUCGAAUGGAUUAGCACAAACCUGGGCAUAGAUGUUUGUUGUUAAAGGGAUAUUCCAGCUACAAUUAAGUUAGGGUCAAACACACUGUAACACCGAGUUAGACAUUCCCUCGAGAGAUGAAUGUUGCCAACCGCUUGCUUCUCUAGUUAAACCAACUUUAGUAAUGACCGCACGAUAGCAAUAUAAAGCAGUCUGAGGAGCCACAAGCAAACCUCAACCAAAACACCACUCUAUAGCCACAAAUAAUGAUCAGAACAGCACCUAACUUCAUCAACAGUACAUAUAGGGUCCCAGCCACAGCACUAGCCACCAAACAUCUUUUUAACUUUGCCUAAUUUCUUUAGCAAAGAGACUAAACACAACUUAACCACUGUCCUCCAGCAGCCGCUUGUUUGUAGUGAGACCUCGGGCCAGUCUAUUACAGACUGCUGCAGGGUGACACAGCUCAAGGAAGAACGUUUAUGAUUUACUUCACGGAAAUGCACUCAGAUCAAGACACUAAGGCAGAAGAACUACCGCGUCUGCAGUGCAAAAUUAUCAAUAUGAAGAUUAUUAUUUCAAGGAAAUUAUAAAGAAAUGGUCAUAAAUGUUCUUCCUUGAGCUGCGUCACCCCACACCAGUCCCUAAUGGACUUGUCUGGACUCGCCUCUGUACAAACAAGUGGCUGCUGGAAGAGAGUAGGUGAGUUGUGUUUAGUCUUUUUGCUAAAGAAAUUAGGCAAAGUUAAAAAGAUGUUUGGUGGCUAGUGCUAUGGCUGGGACCCUAUAUGUACUGUUGAUGAAGUUAGGUGCUGUUCUGAGCAUUAUUUGUGGCUAUAGAGUGGCGUUUUGGUUGAGGUUUGCUUGUGGCUCCUGAGACUGCUUUAUAUUGCUAUCGUGCCGUUGUUACUAAAGUCGGUAUAACUAGAGAAGCAAGCGGUCGGCAACAUUCAUCUCUCAACGGGAUGUCUAAUUCGGUGUUACAGUGUGUUUGACCCUAAAUUAAUUUUGCGCCGGAAUAUCCCUUUAACAAAGGGUUAAUCACAUUGACUGUGUUGAUUUUUCCCCCCAGUAUAUCCAGAAAUAUAUCAUUACACCCCAGCAUUUUCAUUUGCCAACAUGCCAAAUUAUUGUGGUACAAUGGCAAUUCAUGUAAAAGCUUUUAAUACAUCUCUGCUUCGGAUUUACAUUUUAGCCUUGUCAGUGUGUCCACAUUAGCCUGUGUUAUUUAGCCGUUCCCGGUGAUGAUUUCACUCUCAUGCCUGUUUUAGCUUCUGCUAAUUAAAACUGCUCAGCUGCAACAAAGGAAAUGCCAUGUGGUUAAAGAUAUUACUGGCUGAUUUAAGAGCGCACUGUGUUUAGACACCAGAGGGCCUAAACCGGGAAGAAACUGCUGAUCCUUCCUCCUCUGUGUCACCAGCUAACCCUCCGCCUCAGGAAUGCAACAGGACGGAAAGGGAGGAGAGGGGAAACAGGAAAUACUUUUGUCUACCCGCAGCACUUCAGAAUGGAUCUCCUUUUUUUUUGUUAGUCUGCACUGGGCUUUUGUUUGAUAAAAGAGAAAUGUGACACUUGUAGAGAGGAGUGUAAUGACCCAGUUAUGCCUCCUCAAGGUCGAGUUAAACGUGUGUAUUCCAGUUAGAACUACACACAACAUAAUUACUGUAGGUAAACUGAGUGAAAUCAGAUUAAAAUAGAAUAAUGAUGACCUCCUGUGGGAGCUGACAUAGUAAUGUUAUUGUAAAUUAAACUUAACAAUUCACUAUUGUUCACAGAUAGGUCAAGUUACAAAGGGAGUACUUUUAGCUCUUAACAAGUCGGUUCCUAAUACAGUUAGCUUAAAGACUUGAUAGUCAAAAGAGAACCACAGAUCCACUUUUGAGCCUCUCUAAAAUACACUCUUUCUUCUAUUCUCGCUUGGUUCCAGAUAAUCUAAUUGUGUUGUGAAUGUGUGUGUGUGUGAGUGUGUGGGAGAGCUACAAGCUUAGCACCAUGACUUCCUGUCCAGCUGUUCCUGCUGUCACUGCUCACGAGCAGAUGUCUGUAUUUCCAUGUUAGGACACACUGUCGUGGUAUUUGCUUAACAGAAUCCAACAUACACGGUCAGAUUUGAUGCAGACCCCCUUUUUUCAACUCCUGUUAGCAGCAGAAAGUCAACUCCCCUUAGAGUCACAUUAAUAUAUUAAUGCCCGAGCGCUGCAACACUCACCCACAUGCUAGAAAACCUCCAAAAUUUGCCGACAUGCAGUUGUGAGUGAGUGGCGAUUCCCCUGUUUGUCUAGUAUGUGUAUCUGUGUGUGUGUGUGUCUUCCUGCGUGAGAUUGUGAGUAGGAAGGUGUGAGAGCUGAUGAGCAUUAACAGAGCUUCUUUCAGAGUGAGAGUGUAAUAACACCCCAUUUCCACCCAUAUUUGGUGAUAGCCAAAGGGAUUUACAUUUUAAAGGGUCAGUUCACACAAAUGUUAAGAAAGAUGUUUUCACACUUACCCUGAGGAGCGCUGUACAGGGAAGGGUUGGUUUAUUGAAGUAUUUCGCUGUUGAUCCAUUCCAGUGAAGGUGUAGUUUUGCCGGUUUUGUUUUGGUGCUUAUGGUAUCAUAAAAUAAUAUUUAAAUUAACUGUUUUAUGGUUUCAUAUCAAUCUAUUGACAGUCACUGGUAAAACAUCAAAGCUUUCUCAGUUUAGUCCAGUCAAGAAACAUGACAUGUUCUUGAGUUGGUCUAUGGCAGACCUUAAAGUUAAGGAAAGUUCAAGAACUCUGACGUUACUUAGAGUUUUCUCAUGUUUGAGCCAGCUUUAAAGGGAUAUUCUGGGGUUAAAUUAAUUUAGGGUCAAACACACCAUAACACCAAGGUAGACACCCCCUCGGGAGAUGAAUGUUGCCGACCGCUUGCUUCUCUAGUUAUACCAACUUCAGUAAUGACCGUACGACAGCAAUACACAGCAGUCUGGGAAGGACAAACCUCAACCAAAACACCACUCUAUGGCCACAAAUAAUGCUCAGAACAGCACCUAACUUCAUCAACAGUACAUAUAGGGUCCCAGCGACAGCAUUAGCCACCAAACAUCUUUUUAACUUUGCCUGAUUUCAUUAGCAAAGAGACGAAACACAACUCACCUACUCUCUUCCAGCAGCCGCUUGUUUGUAGCGAGACCUCAGGCCAGUCCAUUACAAACUGCUGUGGGGUGACGCAGCUCAAGGAAGAACAUUUACGAUCAUUUCGUUAUCAUUUCCUUGAAGCAAUAAUCACCAUAUUAAUCAUUUUGCUCUGCAGACGCGGUAGUUCUUCUGCCUUAGCAUCUUUGUCUGAUUGCACUUUCAUGAAGAAAUGAUCAUAAAUGUUCUUCCUUGAGCUGUGUCACCCCACAACAUUCCGUAAUGGACCGGCCUGAGGUCUCGCUACUAACAAGCGGCUGCUGGAAGAGAGAAGGUGAGUUGUGUUUAGUCUCUUUGCUAAAGAAAUUAGGCAAAGUUAAAAAGAUGUUUGGUGGCUAAUAUUAUGGCUAGGACCCUAUAUGUACUGUUGAUGAAGUUAGGUGCUGUUCUGAGCAUUAUUUGUGGCUAUAGAGUGGCGUUUUGUUUGAGGUUUGUUUACGGCUCCUCAGACUGCUGUGUAUUGCUGUCGUGCGGUCGUUGCUAAAGAUGGUAUAACUAGAGAGGCAAGAGGUGGGCAACAUUCAUUUCUCGACAGGGUGUGUAACUCGGUGUUGCCGGAAUAUGCCUGAAUAUCCCUUUAAGAUCUACACUGUGGUCAGUCACCAGGGGGAGCUCUAAAUAUUUUGGCUUCACUUUGGGUAGCUGCUGUGUUGUCCAUGAUUUCAGACAGUUUAUCUCUUUUAUUACAGACUGCUUUUUUUUAGGCCUCUGCCGUUGUUCUUAUACACUUAAUAGGAUUUGGUAAAAGAAGCAGUAAUGAGCGGAUUAAUGGCUCGAUGCCAUAAAAUACUACACACUUAAAUCAACCCAGAAGCAGUUUUCAUGAAUAAAAUAAUAGUGGUUUCUGUGAAUUGUUGCAACAUAAAAUACUGAUCUUCUCUGUUGCUUUCCUGCAGACUUGACAUGCUAGAUAACCAGCAGAGGCAGGAAUGCAAACAAAAAAACACAUUUUCUUUGACAGCUCAACUAACUCUGUCUCCUUUUCUUGUCUAUCUGUCUCUAGGAUGCCUUUGUUGAGCUGUACGACAGACAGAGGGACUCGGUCUUCAGCUGCUCCUGGCCCUCCAUCAAGACGGUGUUUGGUCUGGCAGCACUCGGGGCAGCUAGCCUCACCAUUGGAGCAUAUCUUACACAGAAGUGA